AUGUCGAGCACAAACACGACGCCUAAACCAGGCAACCCGAUCGUCUACCUCGAUCUCGCCUUUGGUUCGUCGCCUGCGUCUCGCCCCGGAUCCAACCGCAUCGUCCUCGAGCUGUACGCGGAUCGUGUCCCGCGCACCGCCGAGAACUUUCGUGUACUCUGCACCAACACCUCGAAACUCGCCUCGACCGGUCAACCGCUUUCGUUUCGCAACUCGAUCUUCCACCGUGUCAUCCCCAAAUUCAUGAUCCAAGGUGGAGAUUUCACGCGCGCCGAUGGAACGGGCGGAGAAUCGAUCUACGGCGAAAAAUUCCAAGAUGAAGAUCUGACGGGCAAGCACGAUGUGCCGUUUUUGUUGAGCAUGGCCAAUGCAGGCGCAAACACGAAUGGAAGUCAGUUUUUCAUCACCACCGUACCAACGCCGCAUUUGGACGGCAAACACGUAGUGUUCGGACGCGUGCUAAAGGGAAAAGGCGUAGUCCGGAGGGUUGAAUCGGUCGAAACGGUUGCGAGCGAUCGACCUAAAGAGGACGUCAAGAUCGUCGAUUGUGGAGAGCUAACAGGCGACGAGGUGAGCAACCAAACCUACGGUAUCGAGCAAGACGAUACGGGCGAUCAAUACGAAGACUUCCCCGAAGAUCAAGAUGACAAGUUGGAAUCCGACGUCUCUGCCACCUACCACAUUGGAUUAGCGCUAAAAAAUAUGGCCAACACCCAAUUCAGUAAGGCCAACUUUGACAUUGCGCUUGAAAAAUAUUCAAAGGCUCUACGAUACCUGCAACUUCACCCGAUCCUACCCGAAGAUACACCUGCCGAUCUCGCCGCCAACUACACCACGCUCAAGACGAGCAUUCAACUCAAUGCUUGCCUCUGCGCACUCAAGACGACCCCUGCGCAACCCAGAGUGGCCAUCUCCAACGCCACCGCUGUCAUUUCAAACCUCACCUCAAACAAAGCGCCUUCAACCGAACAAGCCGACAAGAACAAGUACCACUCGGAUCUCGCCAAAGCCUUCUACCGACGCGCAUCGGCAUACGUCGCUCAGAAAGACGACGAGAGAGCCGAGGCGGAUCUGAAACACGCGCUCGAAAACGCUCCGGAAGAUGCCGGGGUCAAGCGCGAGCUGCAAGCACUAGCAAGGAGGAAGGAGGCCAAGUUGAAAGGUAUGAGGGCUGCUUACAGCAAGAUGUUCUCGUAG
This is a messenger RNA of Mycosarcoma maydis (corn smut), 1197 nucleotides long. RefSeq names its product putative U-snRNP-associated cyclophilin. Gene Ontology annotation, cellular component: intracellular membrane-bounded organelle. The record is from RefSeq and is a predicted model, not a curated record. The transcript has a single exon. Gene Ontology annotation, biological process: protein folding; protein peptidyl-prolyl isomerization. The coding region runs from base 1 to 1197 and encodes 398 amino acids. Gene Ontology annotation, molecular function: protein binding; peptidyl-prolyl cis-trans isomerase activity. Lineage: Eukaryota; Fungi; Basidiomycota; Ustilaginomycetes; Ustilaginales.